AUGACUGAGAUUAUAUCAAAGGUCAUGCGGAAACUGCAGAACGAAGUAAGGGCUGUCAACAAAGGUGAAGAAGACAUAUUAACAGAGGAUGAUUUAACCGAUAUGCAUUACUUGAAGGCAGUGAUCAAGGAGACACUUCGCUUACAUCCUCCACUUCCAUUACUAUUUCCUAGAGUACUGAUGCGAGAUCUGAAAAUAAACGGUUACAACAUCAAAGCCAAUACACGAGUCAUAGUGAAUGCCUGGCAGGUCGGGAGAGAUCCCAAGUCGUGGUAUUACUUACCGGAGGUUUUCGAGCCAGAAAGGUUCUUGACUGCUAAUAAAGGUAUGAAUUAUCUAGGGAAUGACUUCCAGUUUAUUCCGUUUGGAGCUGGUCGGAGGAUCUGUCCGGCAAUUCAGUUUUCUUCAACUCUGAAUGACAUUGCUCUUGCAAAUUUAGUGCACUAG
Argentina anserina (silverweed cinquefoil) is the source of this 447-nucleotide messenger RNA. Its product is annotated as cytochrome P450 736A117-like. Bases 1 to 447 code for a protein of 148 amino acids. The transcript has a single exon. Gene Ontology annotation, molecular function: iron ion binding; oxidoreductase activity, acting on paired donors, with incorporation or reduction of molecular oxygen; heme binding. NCBI's taxonomy places the organism in Eukaryota, Viridiplantae, Streptophyta, Magnoliopsida, Rosales, Rosaceae. The record is from RefSeq and is a predicted model, not a curated record.